This is a messenger RNA of Nomia melanderi (Alkali bee), 8387 nucleotides long. Its product is annotated as roundabout homolog 2. The record is from RefSeq and is a predicted model, not a curated record. Gene Ontology annotation, cellular component: axon; plasma membrane. Lineage: Eukaryota; Metazoa; Arthropoda; Insecta; Hymenoptera; Halictidae. Gene Ontology annotation, molecular function: axon guidance receptor activity; protein binding. Gene Ontology annotation, biological process: cell-cell adhesion; axon guidance; Roundabout signaling pathway.
AGUACCGAGAGAGGACAGCCAAAAGCCGAAGGGAAACCGAAAACGAACGGGAACGCUCGAAGACAGCCGAAGGGCUGCGCGAUGUUACAGAACUCGCUGCACCCUCAGUCGUGACUCGAUCGUCGCGGUCGGUUGUGUUUUGUGGUGAGAAAUCAUGCGAUUCUUGGAGUUUGAUUUUUUUUACGUCUAGUGCAGCCGCGCAUAUAAUAAUCCUGUUUGUAUAGUCAAAGUGCGCUCACCGAUAAAAGAUGGCAAAUAGCACGAUAAAGGAAAAGAGUGAGCGUCGUUUAAGAAACAUAGAAACGGCGUACAGCUCAACGGUCGGUCACGCAGAGAUCGAUUUCGGAAGAAACGGCGACGUUCGAAGACACGGAACGAGUCGUCGGAACAGCGACUCCAGGCAAUAGAAGAAUCAAAUGGAAAGUUCGCGUUGAAAGUUGGUGUUGGCGUGUACGUUGGUCGGUAAUGAGGUAGCAAUGAGGACGCGCGGCUCGGAUCGAUGAAAAAAUUAGAGUAGCAGUACCCGUUCCCAAAGAGGAUGAAAGUGUACUAGAAGAACGAAGUGCAGUGCGCGCGGUUGGUGGUUCCGCCUUGUCGUUUGACGCGUGCAGUGCGUGCAUACGUGCCGUGAUCCGGUGUGCACGCCGUUGUGUACGCCGCUGUUACGCCGCUGUUACGCCGCUGUUACGCCGCUGUUACGCCGCUGUGUACGCCGUUGUGUAGGUUAACAGAAGAGCGCACGUAUAGUUUGGAAUACGUGUAGGUGGUUUUGCAUGCGCGAGCGUGCGUGCGAGCGCGCGCGCACUCGGCUCGUCGAUGUCAGAAGUUCGUCGUACGAAAGCGGUCGUUCGUUUUGUCCGAUAAGAAUGGGAUCGGUGGCGAUUGGUCGGUGGUCAGUGGCAUAACGUUGCGUUGCUCUGCACGCUAGAAUAUACUGAAAGUCGACACGUAUCGCGUAUACGUGCGUCGCGGAUACCGAGCUCACGAACACACGCGUGAUGGGGAAUACGUCGCACGUUCGCGUGGGUGGGUUUACGAUAUGAUGUGGACGUGGAUGUGGACGCGGGUGCGGGUGAGCGUCAGCAGCUUUCUUCGUACGUACACGCGCACACGUAUUUCAGUGGUAACGUGUUGUAAUGUCAUGGAAAUGAAGCGCGCGCGAGUGUCAUCCGAAAAGAUACGCCUCUUGCCCGGAAAGCUACUUUGUGCUCGAAACUCGAAAGUGGAAUCUUCUCGCGGGUGCUAUCUCUUACCGGUUUAACCUCGUCAACAUUGAGUGCGUCGGUUCGGCGCCUCUUUCCUUCUCUGUCCCUCUGUCUGUCACUCCCCCCCCAGUCACCAUCUUUGAUACGCACACGGUACUCAACGUACGUACCUACACGCACGAGCGCGCACACACGCCACACGCACACACACUACACCCCUCUCUCGUUCCGUUUGCCCGCGGAACUAUUUUCCGAAUUCGUUCGCAGCUUUCCAUCAACUACGAGGACAGCAUGCGAUAGCACUGAAUUUGCAAACAACUACAAAGGGCCUCGUUCGUGAUUCACGACAUCCCAACAUUUGUGGACACCGAGAGAAAAGAUGCGCAACGAGUGGCUAAGAAACUUGAUCGCGAUAGCAGUAUUCGCCCUUACGGUUCAUGGGCAAUUGAGAUCACCGCGCAUAACGGAACAUCCGUCGGACAUAACUGUGGCGAAAAACGAACCCGUAACGUUGAAUUGCAAGGCGGAAGGUAAACCUCAACCAGUGAUCGAGUGGUACAAAGACGGUGAAUUGGUUCAAACAUCGCCAGGAGAUGCAAAGUCUCAUCGUGUUCUACUUCCUACGGGAUCUUUAUUUUUCUUGAGGGUAAUGCAUGGAAAAAAGGAACAGGACGGUGGAGUUUAUUGGUGUGUCGCGAGAAAUCAAGCUGGUUCCGUUUCGAGUCAAAACGCCACUCUCACUGUCGCAGUGUUGAGGGAUGAAUUCCGCGCAGAACCGCAAAACACUAGAGUUGCGGCUGGAGAAACCGCUUUAUUGGAGUGCGGGCCACCUCGUGGACAUCCAGAACCAACAUUGCAUUGGAAAAGAAAUGGUCACAUGAUAGACUUGGAUGCUACUAAACGAAUCACUUUGGUCGAUGGCGGAAAUUUGAUGAUCUCCGAUGUCAGACAGACGGACCAAGGAAAGUAUCAGUGCGUUGCCGAAAAUAUGGUGGGCGUGAAGGAGUCUGCAGUGGCAACGUUAACAGUUCAUGUGAAGCCGUAUUUUCUGGCAACUCCCGCCAAUCAAACCAUCUUGACGGAUCAAACGGCCGAAUUCGCUUGCCGCGUUGGCGGCGAUCCUCCGCCCGAGAUACUUUGGAGGCGAAACGAUGGAAAAAUGCCGAUUGGUCGAGCACACAUUUCGGACGACAAGAGCUUGCGAAUCGAGAAAGUAACAUCGCUGGAUCAGGGCACGUAUAUUUGCGAUGCUGAGAACGGUGUCGGAGCGAUAUCGGCGAGUGCAUAUCUGACGGUACACUCGAGGCCGGUCUUUACUAAUUUUCCAAAGGACGAAGCGGUCAACAUCGGUUCGAACGUGUCGUUUUCUUGCGCGGCACGCGGCGCUCCGAAGCCCUCGAUAUUUUGGACUCGCGAGGGUUCCCAAGAGCUCAUGUUUCCGGGAAACGAAUAUCAAGGUCGUUAUAGAAUCACAGGCGACGGUAAUCUGUAUAUUAUGGGAGUCUCGGCGAAAGACGAAGGACAUUAUGUCUGCAGCGCAAUCAGUCAAGCUGGGGCGAGUACAGCGACAGUUUUCCUCCAGGUCACAUCGAUCGAAGAAACCCCGCCACCCAUCAUCGAGUUGGGAGCGCUGAAUCAAACGUUGCCCCCAAAGAGCGAUGCUGCGAUGGUGUGUCGCGCAGUCGGUAGACCGCCUCCAAAGAUACACUGGUUCAAGAACAAAGAACCUGUGCGACACGACGCCGGGGAAAGGUUUACGAUCGCGGGAAAUGGUACUCUCUUGAUAAAGAAUCUUCAGGCGAGCGACACCGGCGUAUACAGUUGCGUUGCCUCUUCCGAGUUUGGCAAUACGUCGUGGUCCGCAAGUUUGACGGUCAGUGCAGGGGCGAGUUACCGUGACGUCGGUGUUGGGUCGGACGCGUCGGCUUUGCCCGAAUCUCCGAGCAAACCGAGAAUAGUGAACACGACUAGCAACGCGGUUACGCUUACAUGGAGCCCGGGUCACGAGGGCGUCGGCAAGAUCAUCGAUUACACCGUCGAAUACUUUGCUACGAAUCCAAAGACCGGCUGGGUGGUUGCCGCCACGGAUGUGACCAACGAUAUCUAUACCGUAACGAACCUGAAGCCUGACACCAAUUACGUGUUCCUUGUCCGUGCUAGAAACGGUCAAGGUAUUUCACUUCCCGGACCUCUUUCGGACGUUGCACGGACCAGCAGUCACGAUCAACAACGGAUAAUUCCCCAAACUGAACUAAUACGCGCGAGAGAUCGUUUGAACAGUGAGAUUCUCUACUUGAAAGAAGUUCAGCCUCUGAACAGCACCAGCGUCAAGAUCAUAUGGGAUAUACUCGGCGCUGCAGACUUGGUCGAAGGUCUGUACAUACGAUACCGGGAGGUUUCCGAUAAACCAGAGUAUCAGAUGGUAACGGUACUGAACGCUGGAGCGACCAGCCACGUUUUAACAAACUUGAACAAGUACACGCGAUACGAGUUCUUUCUGGUUCCAUUCUUCAAAACUAUCGAAGGCAGACCCAGCAACGUGAAAUUGGCCACGACAUUGGAGGACAUGCCGUCCGGCGCGCCCGAAAACGUUCACGUUGGCAUGAUAAACGUGACAUCGGCUUUCGUUCGUUGGUCGCCACCGCCGAAGAACACGCAAAACGGGCAAUUAAUAGGGUACAAGAUUCAAAUCAAGAGCAACAACAGCAACAAGAUUUUGGGUCAGAUGUCUUUAAACGCAUCCACGACUUCGGUAAUUAUUAACAGUUUAACGACCGGAGGUCUUUACACCGCCCGCGUCGCGGGAUUAACUCGUGCGGGACUCGGCCCAUUUUCCAAUCCGACUGUUCUGAACAUGGAUCCAGGACAGUUGACACAGCUACCACCGCGAACGGAUCCGAGUCAGAGAAGUGCUUCCGUUAUUAGCGAAACUUGGUUUUUAGUUCUGAUGAUUACGGUGGUGCUGACCGUUAUCGCUGCUUUCCUCGGGAUCUUUUACAUUCGAAGGAGGCAGGCGAUGAGCAAACAGCUCGGCCAUUUGAACGUCCCCGUCGGCACAGCCAACGACAUUUGCCAGUUGAACAAGGACACUCUGUGGCUGGAACGCGGUUGGAGACCCAGCAAUACUCUGCAGGCUUCGGCCACCGAUAAAGACUGCGAAACGAAGCUUCUCAGCAACCAGAAUCAAAUCGGCCUACCACCGGGGAUCGUUGGAAUGACAGGCUCGGAAUACGCCGAAGUGAAUUUAACGACGUUUUACAACACGAGGAAACAGUUGCAAGCUCCGCCAGAACCGUACGCCACGACCACGCUUUGCAUGCCAACUCGUAGCCCGGAAUCGGUUGAAACCAGCGGUCGAAAGUCGAACUCGAGCGAUUCGUGUUUGAAGCCGGAUUACUCUAGCUUGGAUUCGAAUCUGGAUCGUAACAAAUCAACGGUUUCGCCGUGCAGCGACAACGCGAGCAGCAUUUACAACGGGGAGGACAACACGGAAUCGCACCGACGGACUCAUCAGUUCAGAAUGCCACUACCAAACGAGAAUCAGCCGACGAAUUGGUACGACAUGCUACCGCCUUCUCGAGAUCAUCCGCCCUCCUUCGAAGGAUCGCUCGGUUCCGCCAGAGCGCACUCGCAUCCUCAUCAACACCAGCACCAAUACCAGUAUCAUCAUCAUCAUCACCAUCACCAUCACCAUCAACAGCAACAGCAGCAGCAACAGCAACAACUUCCUCAUCAGUACCAACAUCACUAUCAGCAGCAGCAGCAGCAGCAGCAGCAACAGCAGCAGCAACAACAGCAACAACCGUAUCAAACGGCGUUCAGCCCUCACCUCGGGAAAAGGAGCAUCGACAGACAAAACGAUUUAGAAUCGAUGACAGGUUCCGGAUUAGCAUUAGGGCUGGGCUUGGGUCUGAACUCGAACUCGGGUUCCGGAUCCGCGUCCGGGUCGGGAUCCGGUUGCGGCUCUGGCCCCGGGUCAGGGAAUUCUCAAAGUCCGCCGAGUCCACCGAUCAGAACAGCAAACAACGCGAACGGCUCGGGAUUAGUAUGGAACAGUUCGAGUCACCAUCAGUCGCAGCAGCAGCAGCAGUUAUUGGACGGAUCCAUUCCAGAGACGAAUAAUGUUCAUCCGCAAAGCCGAUACACGAGUUUACCUCCUCAGACUAAUCCACCGGCAUUGCCUGCUCUUCCGCAGGGAUUCGAACGGUACGAGUACAAAAGUAAUAACCAAGAAAACGAAUACGAGAGUGGUUCGAUCGUGUACGGGCAACGAAACGAUUCACCGUUGGAAGAUUACGAUUCCAGCGCGUACUGUCGCGUGAAUCGUACCGAUUCUCGUUCCGAGCAGUCGAUUGUAAACGAAAACAUGUAUCGGCGACACGACGAAGAGUCCUAUCCGAACGAGAACCUCUAUCAAAAUUCACCCGAAACCGAGGAAUGGGACAGAAAGUCGUGCGAUUCGAACGCGCAUUCGGAUAUUUGUUGCUCCUGUUCCGAAUCGAGCUGCCUUUACGGCAACACGCUCGAGUACAACGACCAGUUCGCCGCGACGUCGGCAAACUGCCUUCACGGUAGAUCCGGAUCUCGAAGCAGAAGUGGCAGAAGUCCGCGCAGAAGAAAUACUAGAAAUUCUUCGCCAACGUACAGCAGCGGUGAGAGUAAUUACUCUUGUAUUCCUACGAGGCAACCCGGAAGUAUCGGCUCGCAAGAAAGGGGGAGGCAUAAUCGAGGGAAAGACAAAGUGCCUAGCUUCAACAGAAUCGGUGGUUACUCCCAACACAAUUCCACGGGUUCGAAUACGGUCAGCAGUUCCGGAAGUCAAAGGUACAAUAAGUUGAGCAACGUAUUUGUAGGAGGUAACAAUCCGAACGCUCCUCCUGCGGAAUGUAGUCGAUCGACGGAUCUCCACGACGAUUAACGGAACAACCAUAUCGUUGACUCUCGACUAUCGUUGCGAACGUACGAACCAAUUGCUUAACGAACCGGUCAUGUGUCCGCGACGUAGGUCGCUCGAUUCUCUUGCCCUGUCGUUUGCUUCUCCGCGUCUCGAGUCGUGUCCUUCAAUGGCAUUUCGGAGACUGCGUUUCCUUGUUUUCAAAGUAGCGUAUGCAAUUACCAGCGUGCGCGAAGGUGACAUCGCCCGCUCCAGAAAUAUCAACGUUUCACUGGUCGUUUCGUCGACACUUUUUAUACUACAUUUUUGUCUUUACCUUACCCUCGAUACGAUCUCACCGUUGUUUUCGUUGAAUACGAAACGAGAAAAUACAUACAUAGAUGAGCGAGCGAAAACGAACGUUGUCUAAAUGAUUAAAUAAGUAAAUAAGUGAAUAAAUAAGUGAAUAAAUAAAUGAAUAAAUAAAUGAAUAAAUAAAUAAAUAAAUAAAUACGAAUUAUAGCGUGAGAAGCGUAAAUGCGCACAUAUGAAAACGGUAUAUCUGUAUAGAUUGUUCUUCGUGGAGCGAGUAGAUGAUAAUUUCUAAUUUGAGCUGUAAACUUUCCAAUUACUAUACACUCGUGAACAGUUGGAUCCGGCGCGGCAUUUAUUUUAGAAAGAUUCGAAAUUCUCGCCGCGAUGUUCCGUACAAGUGUUUUACUUUUAACGACACAAACGUUCCUGAACUGAAAGAAACUGAAAGAAAGUUGACGUCGAUAACAGAAUUUUCUUGUUCAGCCAGACGAGACCGUAAUAAUAUUGAUCCGCGUUUUCCGAUUGCCCCCGUCGCGUCGCAUGUUACAACGCUUCUGGUCUGUGAUUUGUUGAUUCUGCCGAAAAGGGCAUCGUGCGUCGCGCGUAACGUCGACGACGAUCGCCAACCAAAUCUCCAACUGCUCAAUGGCGAGACUCUCCCUUCGUUCGGCUCCGAUUGAAAGUUGAUCGUCGUCGUCGAGAAUACGGCCGCGUAGGCACUCGAGACAAGCCUUUCCACUGGGAGGAAGGAAACUCGCACUGAUGAUCGCUCAAGUCCCUUGUAAUUAGUUGAACAUUUGAACGUUUCGAUGAAUGGAAAAAGAAGAGUAAGCAAAACUGCCCUAGUACAUAGAGGUAACGGUGAAAGGUCUAUUAUCAAUUGAAAAGACCGCCGGAGAUCACCGAGAAUACUGCCGAAUAUUAUGAUAAAUUUCGUCGGACUUUAAACGUAGAGGAAUGUAAAAGGUAAAGAUAAACCUUGCUGUAAAUCAGCUGCUCGAGACAGAGUUCGUAAGUGAAAUUGAUCGACUCGUAGCGUGUGUAAGUAGCUGCACGAAUGUAAUCCAUCCAGACAGGCGAGAGGCGAGAAGCGAGAAGCGAGAAGCGAAAAACUCGACUAACCGAUAAAAAGGUUCUCGUUUUUUGUAGCGUGUUUAGAUUAGAACUCGAGUCAAAAGAUCAUAGGCACGUAGAACCCGUAUUUUAAGUAACGUUUAUGGUUACGGUAUCCAGAACUGUCUCCGCAUAGGAAAGGCUGAGGGAGACGAAGCUGUCUAUAUCUCGACUGUGUAUAGGUACGCCGAGUUUGCCAAAUUUCACUCGACAAGUUUGCUAAGAGAAACGACCGCCGUUCUAGACACGUAGGCUCGCGUCUCUGGAAGAGAGAACACAUCCUCGGCUCUGUAAAUAGAAUCAGAAUUGAAAUUUCCCGUGGUAUGAGAGAACACGAUCGAUACAGUAAGAACCAAGUUACUUGGGGGUACCGGAGAGAAUUCGUUCGAGAACGAGAGUCGACGGUAUCUUCGUUAUGCGAGAAAACGGACAUUCACUUCACGUCGAACCAUCCUAACAAUUUGCGAGAGAAACAAAGUAAUACGUUAUUUUUAUAGUUUUCCAAUCUCGCGCGAUUGUUGCGAUGGCUCGCAGUUUGUUGUAUCAUAUAUAUAUGUAUAACGCGUCGUGCCCGCAAGUCGAACGAAAAUUUACCGGGAAACUUUCCCGUAGCUUCAUUCUUGGUUUCUGUCGGCUAGCAUCAACCGUAACGCAACAAUCUCGUACCGAACCCGUGUUCCAUCGUUCCAUCUGAACCCAUUUCCUACCUCUCGCCGGCAUAGCUCUAAUCGGUAAUCUCGAUUACCAUCGGGCUGAAUCGUUCCUACGUUUGUCCGUUUCUUCUUGUACUCGCUCUCAUUCGUUGACUACCGUGCGUCUGUCGCUGAACCACCCAACGAGAAUCGAAACACCAUGUACACGGUGCGUUUAUCACGAGAAGC